Molecule: messenger RNA, 3419 nt
Organism: Coniophora puteana RWD-64-598 SS2
Lineage: Eukaryota; Fungi; Basidiomycota; Agaricomycetes; Boletales; Coniophoraceae
Exons: 7
Coding region: 108-3134 (1008 amino acids)
Source: RefSeq, a predicted model, not a curated record
GUUGUUCAGAACGUCUCCCUACAUCUCGGUGGUUCUUAAUUAGUGUUUGUCGCUCGUUCGUUACUCUCUCUUUUUCCAGCAUCAGCCCACUAUCGUCUUCACUCACAAUGGCCGACGUCGAGGAUUCCGUUUCGGUUCAACAGCUCGUCUCGGAGGAAAACCCUGACGUGGCUGAGGCUCAUGGGGACCACGAGGCCGACGUGGAAGAACCCGCCUCAGUCCCACCGGCAGAAGACGAUAACCUACUGGCCGCCGACCUCCCUCCUGCAGAUGCCGGUGCGCAUGCUGACGCCUCUUUGGAUGAUUUGCAGUCGCCCCCGCCGGAGCCAACGAUCGAGGCAGCUGAACCCAAGCCUGAGGUGGCCAAAAAGCUCAACGCGACCUCGCCAGGGGGGACUACAAAGCCAGGCCCCAUUUCUACCAAAGUAGUACCCGGAAAGCCAGGGCCUACUACGCCAACGGUCAAGAAGAUUUUGAAGGCUGGCACGUUUGGAGCAGGUGCUGCUUCUAAGUCCCCAGCUGCCUCAGGUGUUGCCACCAAGUCCCCGGCUAAACCAGCUGCUGCGCCUGCCGCCUUGACCAAAUCUCCUUCCACUGGGACCACCAGGCCCACAACUACUGCCACUUCUACGCUCAAGAAAUCCAUCAGCUCGUCAGCAGCGAACCCGUCUUCCAAGCCAGACAUGGCGUCUACCAAGGCCCCAUCCACUGGGCCUUCUGCAGCAGGUCCAGCGCGCCGAACGUCUUUACUUCCAUCGAGAGGACCCGCGUCCGCCACGUCAGCUGCUAAACCCAGAGUUCCGUCAGCUGGCUCUGCAUCUGGCUCUCAGACCAACGGUGCCAUCCGUUCCUCCGUUAUUUCUCCUUCGGGGUCUGCUGCUUCAGCAAAAUCUGGGCCCACGACCGCACCCGCAGCACCUCGUCCACGUGCCUCGAUCUCUGAGGCGGUUCGGAGACCAACUACCUCUCGCCAGAGCUCUAUUGGGGCAACGUCGGCAGCUGGAAAACCCACUCGGACACCCGGCUCCAUCUCAUCUAUCAGGGAAGUGCGCGAGGACGGCAAGGCUCUCGAGGAACUCCAGAAGAAACUGAAAGAGGCUCAAGAUGAGGUCUCGGCUAAAAGUGAUGCAGUCAGUACGCUGGAGACUAAGGUCGCCGAGUUGCACUCUGCCCUUGAUUCCGCCCUCGCAGAUGUCGAGACAAAGAAAUCAUCAAUUGCCGGGUUGGAGGACGCAAAGCAAGCAGCUGAGUCAGAGUUGGAGGCAGUCAAGGCGAGCUCCGAUACAUCCCGCACAGAAGAGGAUGCGGCAGCAGCCUCGCUAGAGGCACUUCGUGGAGAGCUCGAAGAAGCGAGGUCUUCGUCGGCGGAACAGACCGCUCUUGUUCAGAGCCUCCAAUCGCAAGUUGAGGCACUUACAGCAGAGGUCACUGCCGCACAAGAGACGCUAGAGACUUUGCGGUCUUCUACGUCAGCAUCGUCCGCAGAAGCUGCGGCUGCCUCUGAACUGGAACACCAUGCUCUUCUUAAGGCUAAGGCUGACUUGGAGGCCAUUUCCGAAGAGACAGAGGCUCUCAAGUCCGCGCACGCGGCGACGCUCGAGAGUAUGCAAGCACAGCUCGCCGAAGCCAAUGACAAACUAGCCCAGCUUGAGUCGUUAACCAACGAGUUGUCCACGCUCAAAGCAGACAAGGAGGAAUACGCGAACAAGAUAUCCGAGUUGGAGGUUGAGAUUCUGGAGCUCAAGGAAAGCCAGGAGAACUCCACAGACGAGCACAGGUCGGUCGCGGAUCAGCUGAAGAGGGCAGAGGAUGAGCUCGCACAAGCGAAAGUCUCCAUUCAGAGUGCUAUUGAUGACGGCGCUGCGAAAGAGACCGAGGGCGCUCGUAUGCUGGAAGAGGCAGCGUCAAAGCAUGAUGUGGAGCUGAGCGGUAUUCGGGAUGAACUCGUUAACGUCACUGCUCUCCUAGAGGAGGUUCGAAGCGAGCUGGAAAGUGCCAAAUCUGCCCAUGAACAGGCGAAGGAAGACGCUCAAGUCGCAGCCGACAGCCACAGGCUCGAGCUGGAACAGGCAGAGCAGAGCUACCUCAGUAAACAGUCUGACCUGGCUGAACAAAUCAGAAGGAUCACUGAGGAGCUUGAGGGUCAAGAGGCACAGUAUAAUGCUAAGGUUGACGCAGUGAAGGCGGAGCAUGACAAGCUGCUUCAAGAGGCAUUUGAGCGUGCCAAGAACGAAGCAGGCGAUGCUCACGCUCAAGACCUUCAGGCGCUUCGUGAAGAGUCCCAAGCCACCAUCGAACAGCUCAAGACACUCCAUCAGUCCAACGUAGAUGGUAUGAAGAGCGAGCAUGAAGCUCUUCUGGAGUCUCAUGUCAGCAACUUGGAAAAGAAGCUGAAUAGCCAGGCUCUUGAGCUGAAAGCCACUCAAGAAGACCUCGCCAAGGCCAAGGGGGCUCUGGACGCAGCUGAGACCGAAAAGUCGAAUCUGUCAUCCCAACUUGAGGCUGCACGCAGUGCAUCUAUCUCUGCUUCCUCUUCAGGCGAUCAGACGGCAGAGGUCGAGCGUUUGAUCCAAGAACUCGCUAUUCUGCGUGACGAUAAUGCGAUGCUUAACGACGUCCUCGCCGUUACGAAGGUGUCAUUGUCGGAGAUGUCCACCAACCACAUCAAAGAGCUCGAGGAGGCAGCUCGCGUUCGGGCUGAAGAAUCCACCAAGCUUCGUGGGGAUCACCAUCAAGAGCUGGAGGCUCUGGCCACUCACAGGAUGGAGCUCACAACGAAGGUUUCGGAUCUGGAGGGCGAGAUUUCCACUUUGCGGGCUCAGCUGGAGGCAGUUCCUACUGCAGCUCCCAAGACUAACGGUACUGCACCCAACGGUACUACAGUGACACGCGAGGAGCUGCACCGCUUGCAUGAGGCUCACAACUCCAAGCUGAACGAUGUUCAAGCUGAUUAUGACCGGAUGGUUAGGAACUUGCGGGAGGAAGUUGAUUCGCUGCAGAACAGAGUCGACGAACUUCAACAGGAAGUUGCGCGGAAAGCAAUGGAGAUCCAGUACUUGGAGCAGGAACAAGAAGAGUCGCAAGACAGUAUUACUCGAUUGAAGGAGGAACUCGAACAGAAGCAAAGUGCGUGAGGCUCUGGAGCAAGAUGACCAUGAGCCUCCCUCACCCUGGUCGUCGACAUGGAGCCUCAUGGAAUCGGUGCGGCCGCCACGCUCAUACCUCAAGGUCGAUCGUCAUUUUCCUACCCACCUCCUGCGUUUGGUGUUUCCUUCCUUGCGUUAUUCGGAUUUAUGGAACGUUACCUUCACUAGGUCGUCAUGACCUAGUCAAUACCCCGAGUAGAAGUUGAUUAUGCACGCCUCGUCAUCCGGAGCUCAUUGCGUAUUGAAGAACUGAUAAUGAUUAUUCUUAAUUGC